CACCAUUAUAUAAAUACUCUCAAAACCUCUUCUCUGAAUCAACAAAACAACUCAUAAACACGCAACACACAAUCUUAGAAAACAGAGAAAAUCAAGAUGGGAAUGGUUGUGGUGAUUUCUCUUCCUUUGAUCUUCUUCUGCUUUGUUCUUGGCUUUGGUUGUUACUUCUUUGGAAGAGCUAGAGGAAGACGCGAAGUGUUCACCAAUCCUCAAGUUUAUGGUAUGCCAAUUCCACCACCAGGUGCUGCUGCUGCAAAUACUACCUUCCCUGAACCACAUUCCAAACCGAACUUUGCUUCUAAUGUUUGAAUUCAUCUCAAACCAAAUGCAUAGUUUUGAUCUGUGUUACUUUCUUUUUAUAUAUUUAUUUGGGUUUGGUGUAAAUUGGCUGUUGUUGUAUUAAGAGUCCAAUUAUGAUUCUUUAUUUUCGUUUUAUUCUAUUCAUUUGUAUACAGCACUCUUGGUGAAGUUUAAUCAAAUAUUACCUUUCAACUUCUUGAA
This is a messenger RNA of Lathyrus oleraceus (garden pea), 501 nucleotides long. RefSeq lists its product as uncharacterized. Bases 97 to 309 code for a protein of 70 amino acids. NCBI's taxonomy places the organism in Eukaryota, Viridiplantae, Streptophyta, Magnoliopsida, Fabales, Fabaceae. The record is from RefSeq and is a predicted model, not a curated record. The transcript has a single exon.